GUGUGCGCGUGUCUUCCCAGCUUUGUACAUCGAACAUCAUUGCCUGAGCAAGUGGGGGAAAGUGUCUGCUUGUUUUUCGCUGCUGCUGUGUGCACUCUGCGCACCGCUACUUCGUUUUAGGCACAGCACCAACUCCACACCCACAACAGCCAAAAAAAAAAUUAAUAAUAAUAGUGAUAAUGCCGCUCUCCUCGACGACGGAGAUCUGCAUGCUGGUGUGGCCGGCGCUGCCGAGCGAACCGGUCCUCGACCCGAGUGAGUCCAUCGCGUGGGUGAUUGGGUGGAACGACCGCAGCCUCUACAUCAUCGUCGCCUGGUUCCUGCGCAACUGCACGCUGCAGCGGGCUACCGUGGAGCUGCAGAAAAUUCGCAGCGGGCUGCAAAACUUUCACGGCCACCUCGCGGAGAUGCCGUACCGCAAUUUGAACAUUUUGGGCUGCGUGCGUCCCAAUAGUACCCUCUCCAGCUUCAACGCCAACGCGCUCGCCGAUGAGGAGGACAUCCGUCGCGCGCGCAAGGAGAGCUACUUGUGGUUGGAGUUGUUGGAGGGCCCGGUGCUGGGGGAGCUGUGGUGCUGCGGCGCUCGCGUGCAGCCCUGCCAACUCCACGUCGUCCGCUGCGACCCCGCGAAGGUGCUCUCGACUCGCCCGUCGCUCUUCUCCGCCACUGCCCUCUACGGUGUGUCGGGUGUGCGGCAAUUGCAGCGCGGCAUCGCGCCGAUCUGCGCUCCCGGCGCCGCCUCCAACUUAGAAGGCGUCUUGCUCCCACCGGUCAUGUGUAAAGAGGCGGAGCCGCGCGUGCUGCAACGAACUCAACCGCGACGACCCAACUCCAGCAACUUAAACGACUCCAUCGUGCUGGCGGCGGAGGACAGCUUCCUCCUCGCAGACCGCGACAAGGCGGCGGCGGAGCGACUGCGCAACAGCAGCAUCUCGUACAACCCCAACGCCAGCCUGCACUCUGAGCAGACCUUCGCGGAGUCCUUGGCGAAGGAGACAUCGUUUUCCGCCGAGCUCGAUCGUAGCCACAACCGGCGCGAGAGCGUGACCACCGCGCUCGACGGCAGCGCCGUGCAGUCCGACGCGGAGCUCUCCGUCGCGGGCGGCAACACGAGUAAUAGUGGUGGUGGUAGUGGUGCUGUGCGCGGCCGCGUAGGGGUGAACAGCGACUCGGAGGGCGAGCACUACGGCGCCAAUGGCAGCCGCCGCGGCGAGCACAGCACGCAUUCGCAGGAGGACAAGUCGCUGCCGGUGUCCGCCACCCGCACGCAGCAGCCACCACCGCCACCGCCACCGCCGCCGCCGCCCGCUGGUGUGCCGCCCCGCCUCGACUUCCCCUCUACGGCGGACAGAGCAGAGAUGAGCGUUUUCUUAGCCACGAUGCGUGCCGGCCGCAACGUCCGCCGCAUGAUUCAGAAGGAGCGGCCGCAUCUCUACGUAAGAGGAGACGUGGUGGAGCCGCUGACGGGGGUGUUGAGGCUGGUGGUGAAUUUUCUGUUCAUCUACGUCGCCGGGGCACUGCGGUAUCUGCGCUUUAGCAAGACCGCAGAGGUGCUGCUCUACCGCGUGUCGGAGUUUGCACACUUUCUGUGCGUCGUGAGCUUCGCGAGCCACGCGUGCGGGCUGCAUCCCGUGCUGCCGCACCAACUCUCCACCUCGCCGGAGCACCGCUACGUGUGCAUCUUCGAUUACAUCUCACGCUGCGCGGUCGACCUGCUUCUGGGCGUUGUCGUGUACCUGUGCGUGUCUGCCUGGGGCCCGUCCCUGUACGUCGCCUCGCAGUACCUCACCCGGUACUGGCUGUACGAGGUGCACGCGUCCUACAUGGACUGGUUCGACGGCUACCCGGCUGGUCUGAAAGUGAACGAGGACCUGAACAUGGCGCUGUGCUUCUUUGCCAAGUGUGUGCUAGAUUGGUGGGAUGCGCUGUUGAGCUGGUCGCCCGCCACGCUGCCCAGCCUCGUCUCGUUCCAGUCGACGUCGGGUGUUGCUGCGGCCCAGUUUAACAGCACCAUCUCCUCCUUGCCGCCCACCUCCUGGGCGUACCCGGAGUCGGAGGACCAGCUAAAGGUGAUCUACGACUGGGUCGGGACGGCGUUCCAUCUGCGCAUCUUCUGCCUUUUGGGCUGCAGCACUGCCGCUGCCUUCGUGUCGGACCUCACCGGACUCGUCUCCUUGCACCUGCGCUUUCUCUACCACGCUGUGGCCUUUCCCUACCGCUUUACGCGGGUGCUGCUCCGGAACUUGUUUCGCCAGUUCCACGGUGUCAAGUAUAACCCCCUCCGCAAGCGAUACGACGCCUACCACUUCGAGACGGACCAGAUGCUGGCGGCCACCUUCUUGUUCGUCAUCAUCAUGUUUCUCUUUCCCACGUUAGCGGUUUACUACCUGUACUUCUCCUUCGUGCUCACCACCAUCUGGGCCAUGGAGACGUGCUUGGAGUCCAUCGCCUACUUGUCUCUGCAUGUGCCGGUGCACCCCAUUUUAUACUGGCUGUACGCGCGACACAAGCUGAGUGGCGGGGUGGCACUAUCCCACCCAGUCAUUACGAGCGUGCGCCGCUUCCCCGGCCGCGGCGGCCGGCCGGACCGGGAGGAGGAGGAACUCGCAUCACACACCGUGGAGGUCACCGUGGAGUCGAUGCCACUCCCGCUCUCCACGAUGCUGACGGACUUCUACGUGGUGCUGGACAUCAUGUUGAUGCGGCUACGUCCGGAGAAGGUGGUAUCGCUCGUGGUGCGCGGACGAAUGGAGGAGACACCGAAGAUGGCGGACGUGAUCGGGCCGCACUUGCUCACCGACUGUGUCGCCCCGCGGUGCACGCUCUGUGCUGCCCCAACCGUCAGCCCCGGCGCGAAGAAGAAGUAA
Molecule: messenger RNA, 2867 nt
Organism: Leptomonas pyrrhocoris
Lineage: Eukaryota; Euglenozoa; Kinetoplastea; Trypanosomatida; Trypanosomatidae
Product: putative N-acetylglucosaminyl transferase component
Exons: 1
Coding region: 180-2867 (895 amino acids)
Biological process (GO): GPI anchor biosynthetic process
Cellular component (GO): endoplasmic reticulum; membrane
Source: RefSeq, a predicted model, not a curated record